UUCUUCCAACUCAGACAUGAUCUAUCCUAAUAGAUCUACCUCACUGAUCUUCCUAAAUAUUAUAUUUUUGAUUUGGGCGGAUUCGAUAGUUCAUAGUGUUGAGCCAUGUUCUGCAACGGGCAAUUCCACAGCAACUGUAGUGAUGGAGUCCGCCAGUCUAAUAACAAAAAAUCUCUCCACGGACAAUUUAGAGAAGAAAAAGAGUGAGGCAUCCUCUGAUUCUCAACCUAAACUAUUAAGGGAAGAAAAACACUAUAUGUGUCGGAAAUUGCAGAAUUCUCUAAUUGAAUAUGCAAGAAGUACUAAGAAGAUGAUACGGAACAUGAUGGAUGAUCACCAGUCAUCUCUAGAUUAUCUCUCCAAUCAGAACUCCACUCUUGUACAUGCUUUCAUAGCAGGGUGA
Messenger RNA from Thamnophis sirtalis, 403 nucleotides. Lineage: Eukaryota; Metazoa; Chordata; Lepidosauria; Squamata; Natricidae. The record is from RefSeq and is a predicted model, not a curated record.